AUGAGUGGUGACAACAGCUUAUGGUGCAAUGUUCUUAGAAGAAAAUAUGGCAGAGGAAAUCAAGACUCCAACUGGGAUAUCGGAAAUGGUGAGAGUGUGGAUGUUUGGCAUGAUGUGUGGCUCCCUUCAGGAGCAAUUGCAAAUACUAUAGCAACUACGCAUGACGAUUUUCCCGCUAUCAAAGUUGCCGACUUGAUCAUGAGCAAUGGAGAUUGGAACAUUGGGUUUCUUUCUAAUUUAGUUCCUCAACAUGACAUUGAUGAGAUUGUGGCUAUUCACCUGCCUCGGUAUAGUAAUGGUGACGAUAUCCGUUUGUGGAAAGAAAUUAAACAAAGAGAUUUUUUGUUGCUGGUGCUUAUCGACUUCUCAGCCCCAACAGUUGUGAUCACAAUGAGAACAUAA
Vicia faba (fava bean) is the source of this 402-nucleotide messenger RNA. The record is from the annotation of a GenBank genome assembly. Lineage: Eukaryota; Viridiplantae; Streptophyta; Magnoliopsida; Fabales; Fabaceae.